Fraxinus pennsylvanica is the source of this 720-nucleotide messenger RNA. The record is from the annotation of a GenBank genome assembly. NCBI's taxonomy places the organism in Eukaryota, Viridiplantae, Streptophyta, Magnoliopsida, Lamiales, Oleaceae.
AUGUUGCAGUGCCAAACUUUCCUUAUUUGUGCUCUUAAAUAUUUGUCUGCAUCAUAUUUUGGAUGGUCACCUAUACGCCUUCUUGUGACUACUUGCAUUUCUGCCAGGAUAAGAACAAUUGAUGCGGUUAUUAUUACUCAUUCUCAUGCUGAUGCAAUUGGAGGUCUGGAUGAUCUUCGUGAUUGGACAAAUAACGUCCAGCGCCAUGUUCCUAUUUACACAGCGGAGCGUGAUUUUGAGGUGAUGAAGAAAACUCACUAUUAUUUAGUAGAUACAAGUAGUAUCAUAACUGGCGCUGCAGUUUCAGAGUUGCAAUUUAACAUCAUACAUGAGAAACCAUUCAUCGUACAUGACCUCCAGUUUACGCCUUUACCUGUGUGGCAUGGCAGAAAUUAUCGUUCCUUGGGCUUUCGAUUUGGCAAGAUUUGUUACAUUAGUGAUGUUAGUGAAAUACCUGAAGAGACGUACCCACUUCUCGAGGAUUGUGAGCUCCUUAUCAUGGAUGCUCUGAGGCCAGAUCGUUCUUCUUCAACACAUUUUGGACUUCCGAAAGCUUUGGAGGAAGUUCGAAAAAUCCAACCAAAAAGAACACUUUUUACGGGUAUGAUGCAUCUGAUGGAUCAUGAUAAGGUAAAUGAAGGUCUCAUCAAAUUGAAGGAGAUGGAAGGUCUCGACGUACAACUUAGCUUUGAUGGACUCCGCAUGCCAAUAACUUUAUAG